This is a messenger RNA of Lytechinus pictus (painted urchin), 729 nucleotides long. RefSeq lists its product as uncharacterized. Bases 1 to 729 code for a protein of 242 amino acids. Lineage: Eukaryota; Metazoa; Echinodermata; Echinoidea; Temnopleuroida; Toxopneustidae. The record is from RefSeq and is a predicted model, not a curated record. The transcript has 2 exons.
AUGGAAAAAAUCAUUAUUUUGAUCACUUUACUAAUUGCCCAUGUAUAUGAAUCUGAAGGAAUAUCUUUAAUGCAAGGUCAAGAAAUCAACUUGAUUUUCCCGUAUCCAUGUGAUAGUUCAGAAGUCACAUUACAGCAAUCUAACAGAUGGCCAUUUUAUAUUUCAACACAUGGCUCAUCACUGUCUUUGCCAGAUAGUCAGGUUCAAAGAUUUAAGGUUAAGAAUAUAAUUAACAAUGGAGGCUGCUCUCUGGAUCUUACAAUAAGGGAUCUCUUGAGAGGUGAUCAAGGGAGAUACAUAUUGUUUGUAUACAAGGAUGGUAACAUACUGCGUGAUGAUACACAUAAAGUAUGGCUUCAGGUAGACUUUCCUCCUGGUAAUGCCUCAUGUGUUGUAGGUUAUGAAAAGGGUAGAGAUUGGGUAGAGGUAGACUGUACAGCGAAUGCUGGAAGUCUACCAGGGAAGAUUGAAUGCUAUCAAGAUGGUCUAUGGAUGCCUCCCUUGACUGACCCUGUGGAAAUUGGCUCUUUAGUAAUACAGACCUUUCUAAUACGAAAAUCACAGCCAGUAUUUUGUUGUUCAUCUGCUUUGAAAGUAUAUAAAUCAAGCUGUGAAUGUGACGAUACUGUCUUGUUUGAAGAAGAAUCCAGUAACAAAGACCCAUGUCAUACCACCACAACACAAACUAUAUCAACAGAUUCUGUCUAUAGAAGUACAGAUGUGAAUUGA